Molecule: messenger RNA, 1112 nt
Organism: Phytophthora nicotianae INRA-310
Lineage: Eukaryota; Oomycota; Peronosporomycetes; Peronosporales; Peronosporaceae
Exons: 3
Coding region: 358-948 (196 amino acids)
Cellular component (GO): COPII-coated ER to Golgi transport vesicle; endoplasmic reticulum
Source: RefSeq, a predicted model, not a curated record
GACUGGCGUCCCCACGUGGCAAUUGCUUUGAAGCUCUCGAUCGCAACAUGUCUUGGCGGCGCUUCGACCUCAACGUCAAGGGCGUGGAGGGCAUCCAGGAGCGCACCAUCGGCGGAGGUGUCGUGACGCUCGUGAGCUGCAUAGUGGUGGCUUUCUUGCUGCUGUCCGAGUUCUCAGUCUGGUGGACUGUGAGCGUAACGCACCGCAUGCAUGUGGACACAGACCCACAAGACUUCCCUAUUAACAUUGAAGUGGACGUUUCCUUCCUCCACGAGGCAUGCAAAGGUGAUUUAAUGACGUCUACAGCGUUGGAAUGAGUGAAUACUGAGAAGUAAUUGCUAAUUGACAGAGGUGGCGAUGGACGUAAGCGACUCCAAAGGCCACAAGGAGAUUAUGCUCAAGAAGGAUAUCCAGGAGGAGCCUUUUGGAGAAAAUGGUUGCAGACUUCAUGGCACAGUGCAGGUGCAGAAGGUGGCGGGCGACUUGUCCUUCGCUCAUGAGGGCUCGCUCACCGUCUUCUCGUUCUUCGACUUCCUCAACUUCAACUCUUCCCACGUAGUCAACCAUCUGCGCUUCGGUCCGCAGAUCCCAGACAUGGAGACGCCCCUGAUCGACGUCAGCAAGAUCAUUACUAAAAACCUGGCCACGUACAAGUAUUUUGUGAGUAUCGUGCCUAGUCGCUACGUGUAUCUGAACGGCAGAUCGGUCACAACGUUCCAGUACUCGGUGACGGAGCACGAGACGAGUUCAAGAGGUCCGAAUGGCCAGGUGUCAUUCCCUGGUGUGAUUUUUUCCUACGAGUUUUCUCCCAUUGCUGUGGAAUACAUUGAAUCCAAGCCGUCUGUACUACACUUCCUCACCAGUACCAGUGCCAUCGUGGGUGGCGUCUUCGCUGUCGCUCGUAUGAUCGACGGUGCAAUCUACAGCGUCUCCAAAAAAGUCGAUUAGAUUUUGCAAAUACACGGCAACAAGUACACUGAAUGACUGAAUAUGUCGCCACUGCUUUUUCGACGAAAACACGAGUUUGCGGUUUUGUUUCCUGUUAGGACAUCGACACCUAUUGUACAUUGUGCUGCUCAUUAUUCCCGGUCUUACACGAUCUCUUGGACAUU